Molecule: messenger RNA, 234 nt
Organism: Phytophthora sojae
Lineage: Eukaryota; Oomycota; Peronosporomycetes; Peronosporales; Peronosporaceae
Exons: 1
Coding region: 1-234 (77 amino acids)
Source: RefSeq, a predicted model, not a curated record
AUGUGCUGGACCAUCAUUUUGAUCUUGCUUGAAUACAUUGUCAAUAGCGACCGGUUUCUUCGAGCGGAUACGGCAGCUAAGAGGGUCCUGGACUCGGAAGACGAAGAGAGAGGAAUCGCGGAUCUUGCCAAAAAGCUUGGCACAGGUGCGAAGGCCUGGAUGAAAGACGCCCGCCUAAAGUCCACCAUAUACUGGAAAACCAACGCUGCAGGCCCGGAUAAAGCUGUGUGGUGA